Molecule: messenger RNA, 711 nt
Organism: Microthlaspi erraticum
Lineage: Eukaryota; Viridiplantae; Streptophyta; Magnoliopsida; Brassicales; Brassicaceae
Source: the annotation of a GenBank genome assembly
AUGGCUUCGCUCUCAAUCGGAAUCGCCUUCGCGAACACCGUCCGUACAGUUCCGAGAAUCAAUACACGGAGGAGCAAAAUCUCCUGCGAAUGGGAUCCGAAAGGGAUUCUAGGUCCGGCGCAAACGGGUCACAUCGCUCGGCUUGAGUUUAAGCGUCGCCUAGAGAGAGAUUCGGAUGCGAAAGAGGCGUUUCAGAAACAAAUCCGCGAGGAGAAAGAGCGUCGUCAAGCUCUUAGACAAUCUAGAGUUGUUCCAGAUACUGCGGCGGAGCUGAUUGAGUACUUUCUUGACACUGAAGCUCAGGAGAUUGAGUUCGAAAUCGCUAGGCUUAGAGGAAGGUUAACCGACGAAUUCUUUGCACAGAUUCGACUUGAAAUUGGGCAAAUCCGGUUUGCUGUUACAAAGACUACGGAAAAUGAAGAUAGAUUGAUUGAGCUUGAAUCACUUCAAAAAGCCUUAGAAGAAGGAAUAGAGGCUUAUGACAAAAUGCAAAAGGAGCUUAUGACGGCUACAAAUAGCUUAACCAAGAUCUUAACCUCAACCGAUAUCAAAGCGACUUUGUUGGAUAUGGUGGAGAAAAACGAAAUCAACAGAUCUUUGUUGACACUUCUUGAUGAAAAUAUAGCAAAUGCAUACAGAGGAGACCAGAAAGAAGCAGGAGAUUACAUGGAGAAAGUACGUGCUUCGGUUCUAAAGUACUUGACUGUGUAG